UGUUACUUUAUUUUAAGAUUAGGCCAAAAAUUGUAUCUAUUCAUUUGCAUUCUCACUGAGAAAAAAUAGCUGUUAAAAUCACAUGCAACCUGUUGCUCCCUGAACUUCAGAACUUACGUAAAACCUUGUAAAUUACUUGGUUUAUUUCUAGGUAUUGAGAGAAAGAAAAUAAGUUCAAUUAGUUCCGUUUCCCUUAUUCUCUGCAUCAUACCUGCUCAAAGUAAUGUUGAUUAUUGAAUCAUUUGUGGUACAAUAUAAGCCCUCAUAGUAUGUCAUGGAAAAUAGUACAGUAAAUUCUGACAUGCAAUUAUAAUUCUAGGUUAUAUGUUUAUAAUUCUAGAUUACAUGUUCUGAAUGUAAAUUACAUGUUACUAGAUGUGGAAUUAUUUGAGCAUAGAUAUAGACAGCAUUUGUUUCCAUAAGUGAUGCUCAGAGGUAGUAUGGAGUUUUUCUUACAAGUCCCUUAGAUUUCACCUUAGAGCAUUUAUGUAGGUAUGUGUGAAAUAUUUCCAUUUGCUUUCCUGCCUAAACCCUUUGCCACAUCAGUUGCUCUUUCUGCUGGUCCUCUCUGUAGCUGUCUUAAUGCAGGCCCUUUUAUUUUUUUUCUUUAUUCUUGUAUCCCCACACAGCAGGAUUCUGUUAACCUUCACCCCAUCCCUUACUCCACGCUUCCCUUCCCGGCCCACCCUUUCUUCAGUAUUAUCCAUGGGGAGGUUUUAAUUAAAGUGCAGGGGCUUCUUCCUGGAAAACUUAUUUUCUUGCUAGCACUUCAACAACCCAGCAUACAGAUCCACUGGUUGCAGUAUUCCUGUCAGCUUAUUUUAUGAGAUAAAUAAUUUGUUAGAUCCAGACUCUUUUUUUCUCACCUCUCUCUCUGAUUCUAGAACUUAUUUAUAGCUCCUGUGGGUUAAGAUGGAAAAACAGCGAUUGCUGCCAAUCACUCACAUGUUCUUAGAUUACAUUUUAGUCCUUUUUGCUUUUUGGUCUCUCAGUUAUUAUUUCUUUGUAAUUUCUCACUAUUUUGUUGCCUGAAAGUCAAAGUCCAUGCAGCCAAGUUGUGAAACAUCAGCCUUUCCUGAAAGAAUGAAGGGUUGAGGUGAACUGGGUAAGAUUUGGCCCUUCUAAGGUUGAAAUUAUACCCUGCAAAGAGUAUAAUACAUAAUGGACGGUGUUUGCUGGAUGAAAAUUAUCCCUCUGAUAGUACUUUAGUAAAAGAUUGUCAUAUUAUAAGUGUAUUCUCAGUCUGCACAGCCAGUUUACAGCUUUAUUUUGCAGAGUGUUGCUGUUUUAACCUUAAAAGGUAGAUCAGGCCUAGGUUUGUUUAAUAGCUUCUAGAUGUAAAAGUAUGGUAAAAUACAUCUUUGAUUUCUGUAAUGCUUGUUCAGUGUUCCUGUACAAUAAAUUAUUAUCCUGUGUCACCUAGGAACACCAGCUGAGGUUGGAAUUCAGUUUAGCUGAAAAGUGGUAAAGUAAGAGGUAGUUUCUAUCCUGAAUAGAUUGAAUUAUACACAAAGAGAGGUCUUAAAGUUACCUCCGUUUGUUCCAAUGGCAGUAAGUGGUUGCAGUCUGUUGGGCAAGUCUACAUCUUGUGUAUAUGAAAAGAGGAGUGAUGCGUGUAUAUUUAUGUACAUUGACAGCUCUCUGAAUUGAACAUUUGACUGUAGGUUUUAUGCCUUGCUGCAGUUCUGUGUUCUUUUGUGUGAGUAUGUGUUUGCAUAUGCACAAAAUGCACUUCUGCUGUUUAAAUUGGUCCUUUGUGCUUGGAAGAAGACUUUGUGACAAAUUACAUCCUGCUCUUCAGUUACUAUUUAGUGACAAUGAGAGGUUGGAACCCAAAACUGUUGGGUUAUGUUUUUGGUUGGAGCUCCUCUGACUAGGUACCUACUGCUGUUAUGAGAUCUGUUCCCUUACAUAAGAGAGCCAUGGUGCCUUGUGCCUACUUUGGGUUCCUGCUGCAGCUGUCAGGAUUUAUUACUGCUGCUGGUGUGGGGAUGUUGGCGAUAUGUAAUGCACACUUCAGAACUUUUCUGUCUGGAACUGCCUGGCAGCUCACUGCGAAGCAAACAAUUUGGCAGAUAAGGAUUUUUGUUUGAGUGCCAUCAUUGGGAAGAUACAAGCUGAGAUUCAGCAGGUUGGCAGGCUUGUGUUUGUCUGUCCGUGGUCGUCUGGCUUAGUAUGGAUUUGACAUCGUUACAACAUAAUCACCUGCAUAAUGAACAGAGAAGAAAAUUAGAAAGACAAGCAGGAGGGGAAAAAGAAGAUGAACAAAUAGUGACUGAAAUAAUGAGAAGACGUUUUUUUCCUGAUGUUAUAACUUACAAGGCCUGGGAAGGCUUUCACUUUGCUGGCCAUGAGAUAAAGAUUACAGAAGCCACUGAUUGUUAUGGGGCAGUCGUCUGGCCAUCGGCUCUUGUUCUGUGUUAUUUUUUGGAAACCAAUUCUAAACAGUACAAUUUAGUUGACAAAAAUGUGAUUGAAAUCGGAGCUGGAACUGGAUUGGUCUCCAUAGUAGCCAGUUUACUGGGUGCACUUGUGACAGCCACUGAUUUGCCAGAACUGCUGGGAAAUCUUCAGCACAAUGUUCUCCAAAAUACAAAACUGAAAUGCAAGCACCAGCCCUGUGUCAAGGAGUUGUCCUGGGGAAUUGAUCUGGAAAAAAACUUUCCCAGAGCUUCAUGUCACUUUGACUACAUUAUGGCUGCUGAUGUGGUUUACCACCAUCCCUUCCUGGAUGAGCUCCUACUAACUUUUGACCACUUGUGCAAGAAUGACACUGUUAUUAUGUGGGCUAUGAGGUUUAGGCUGGACAAUGAGAACCGAUUUGUGGACAGAUUUCAGACACUCUUUGACUUGGAGGUGAUUUCUGAUUUCCCCAGUUUGAACAUAACCCUGUAUAAGGCAAUGAGGAAAGGCAGGAUGAAAGUCAGACCUUCCAAACUGUCUGUCUGAAAAAGAGAUAUAUGGGGGUGAUUGUCUCAGAUGCUUUGUAGUUAAUUCUCUUUUUAAUAAUUUCUACAUAAGUAGCUGCCUGCAUCUGUACGAAUAACAUUUUUGAAGCAAGUUAAAACAAAACACUGGUUUUCCAGUGCAGCCCUACAGAAUUCCUAAAUUCAAUUUGCUGAAAUUUUUAUAUGUAGAAGAAAUGUAUUUAUGAUGUUUUCUUGCCUUUUAUGUGCUAAAUUGACAAAACUAAUAACUUUCAUGAUUCUCAAUAUUAUUUUUAUGGGAUGUGCAAUGAAUAUUUCCACUGGCUUUCAAAUGCAGUUUAAAGCAGUGUCUUAUGAGACCAACCAAUCUUUCGAAGAUUUAAUACAGUCUUCUUACAUUUUGUAUUUAAUAGGUGUGAUGUUAAAUCUGUCUUCCCUCGUUCCCACCAUAAUGUGCAAAUCCUUCCUUCAACUGGUCUUUACAUGAUGUUAGCUGAAAGGAAAAAUGGGAGAUAUAGUAUCAUAAUAAAUGGAGAAAGACUAAUAGUUACUCCUCGAUUUAAUGAUUAUGCUUUCAUGGAAUCGUAGAAUAGUUUGGGUUGGAAGGUACCCUUAAGAUCGUCUAGUUCCAAACCCCCUGCUGUAGUCAGGGACAUUUUCCUCCAGACCAGGUUGCUCAUAGCCCCAUCCAGCCUGGCCUUGAAUGCCUCUGGGACAGGGGGAGCAUCCACACUCUCUCUGGGCAACCUGUUGCAGUGUCUCACCACCCUCAUAGUAACAAAUUUCUUCCUAAUAUCUAGUUUAAAUCUACCCUCUUCCAGUUUAAAGCCAUUUGUUUCCCUUCCACUUUUUAUUUAGAUUCAGGGAUUCUUCAACAGACAGCUGUGCAUUUGAAGCAACAGGGAGUUAAAUAUUUUGCUACUUGAACAAAGGCCUGGAAUAAGAAUAGCACAUCGCAUCCACAGGUCCCCAUUGCAGAGACCUUAAAUUUUUGGAUAUCUGCCCUUUCUGAAAUAGACUGGUAUGUGCACCUCAUGGAACAAUGGAAAAAUGACAGUGGGAUCAGGAUAAGUGUUUUGCAGUGACAGCUGGUGGUAGCUGGAGGUAGAAAAUGAAACCUGCUUGUCACAGUGUGGCUGAGGCAUGGACAGAUCAGAGUUUUUGCAGGGGCAAAUGGAGCAUUUGAGCUUUAGUGUUCCCAAUUUUAGUGAUCAGAUUAAUGUACUUAAAUACAGAAUUUUUCCCUUGUUCCUACUCCCGGCAUAAAAUUCAGUUUUCUGAGGUAAAACUUUCCACUGUGAGACAUGAAGUGGUGCAGACAGGAGAAUCCAAGCUGCUAAGAUUUUCCAAUGGGAUUUGGGGACCCCAAAGCUGAAAGGAAGUAGUGGGAAGAUAGAUGAGGAUUUGGCAGGAGGGAUCUGGAUGUAGAAGGAGGAGUGUGGAAAAAAGGUAGCUGUAGGGAUAAGGUGAGAUAAGAGGUUGAAACAGUGACACAAACUUCAAAAUGCUGGAUACACUGACUGAAAGGGGACAUCCUCUGUAAUAGCAAUUACUUGCAACCAUCCAGUCCUCUGCAAUUGAAACUAAAAUCCUUUUAUCCCAAAGAGCAACUCUGUUUACAAAUAUUUCACAGAUAAAUGGAUUGGCACUGGGUUACGAGCAAGAUAGCUCUGCGUGUACCAAAAUCCUCCAGUGAAAAUAUCCUGUGAACUACAAAGCAAUGCAGACUAAGGAUGAAAAGAGAGAGUCCAGCAAAGUAGUAAAGUGGGAGUGCUUUUAAUAUCAACGAGCCCUUCUGUUUUGUCUGAGGCUGUCCCCCACUGAGCUCCUGCUGAAGUCAACAGGAGCUGUGUUUGUAGAGCAGAUUCAGAAUUGGGCUCUUCAGGCCUAACAGCAUGGUAAUGUUUAGUGUAAUCUAACACUGCUCCCCUUUCUCACAAGUCUGUCUAGCAACACUGUGUGAAGCUUCCUGGGAAAGCUUCAGAGCCUGGCUGCUCUAUUGUACGAAGGCCUUUUGUCCUCUGUUAUGAUAGGCAGGUUAUUAGCCAUGACCGACGGGUGGUGGAGGUUAUAUGUGGCAUUUGCCUGUGGAGUUUAUUUCUGCUCUUUGAGAACAGGUCUCUCAGAUGACUGUCAAAUAUUGCAGUUUCCUAAAGGCGGUUAUAGUUUUAGUAAUCACUUACCCUUGGUCUAAAACUUCAAAGAAAACUCAAGUUGUUAUGCAGUGCACCAUGUUGCGAAUGCACAUGGCAUUUGCAUCUGUAGUUAAAACUGUGAGUGAAAGAAUUCCACCUAUAUGAACGCUAGAGAGACUGUGCAGGCUCACAGGCUUUUACAAUACAUUAUGGACUGUUAUGGAAAUUGUAUUAGUUGAAGAUACAAAUAAUUUACUACAUAGAUUCAGUCAAUUCCUUGAUUUUCCAUAUUCUCAUCUACCAGUAACUUACUGAACAACAAUAUCGACAAUAUGCAUAAGCAGCUUGACAACAUUUUCUAGGUUUUCCACAGAUGUUUUGCUAACUUCACAAUUUUCAUAUGCUAGUAUUUAUUUUUACCAUUAUUAUUAUUAUCUGUGUAUAUAUAUAAAAACAGUAAAGAAAUGUUAAUUAUAUAACAUUUCUGUCAAGGUCUUUUAUAAGUCAUACAUUUUGCUUCUAAACAUUAAAGUAGCAAACAAUUUCAGCAUUGUAUUGUUUCUAUAUGACCAUACUGAGUUUUUGUUUCUGUCUUGUUGAACAGUGACAUGGCAGCUCUGUGUGAUUCAGUUACAUUUUCAUUAUUAAAUUCACUGAUUUGGGCUUCUGCUUCUUAUAACAGCUGUAAGAAAAAGCUAUAGCCAUUGAAUGUUUAGAAAAAUCAUCCAAGUGACAAUAUAGAUUGUCUGAGAAAAAUCUCAUUUUCAUUUAGAAGCAGUAAGGGAGGCCCAAACUAUGAAAUACAACAGCCAGGAAAUAUUCAAAUAACUAUCCAUGGCAUAAAUGACAGCUGAUUAAUGAACAUCUCAUAUUAGUCAUUGCACAAUCACUUGUCAGGAUCAAAUGAGCAACAACGACUCUAGCUUCCACGGGUGUCUUUAAUGGUGAUUGAUAUUGAAGAUCUAUUGAGUGUGUUGCUAGAUGUGACAGUCACCUGAAAAAAUACUGCAAUUUAUGAGCAAAGAACAGACGAUCCUGCAAACAGGAUGGGUCUAGAAACCCACUGAACCCUUUAAAUUUUGGAGAACUGAAAGGCAUGGGAUACUUUUCUGUUCAUAGUUUUUGAUACUACACUGGUAACUAUGAGGUGAUCUGAAAUAAAUUCAGUGAGAAAGGAAGAUAGUGGCUGUUGAGAUGUCAUUGCUCUACUGAUGUACUUCAGAAAUCGAUAUGUUCAUGCUUAUAAUAGCUCUGUGACGUAAGGGAAAUAUGGUGACACAGUUGCAGAGCAAAGAGGGAACUGAGCUAAAUGCCAAGUGAUAUAACCAUAGUCACAGUAUGGAGUACUGUUCUUUCACAGUAAAAACAAUAUUUCCUGUGGUUUUUUUCUUGUUAGAAUUUGCUCACAUGGAGACAAAAUUUAAAUGAAAUUCAUUAUUUCCUAAAAGAAGACCCCAUGGAUCUCUAUAAACAAGAAAAACACAGUGAGUGUAAGCACUCGGAUUUCAUGUAGUUAGUCCAACUAACCAUGCAAUACAUAGAAUGCAGUGGCUAUAGUGAAACUCUGGAAUCAGAAGGAAGCCAUCUCAUUGUCUGCAGACAUACGUACCUGUAAAAUGUCUUCAGGUGGGUUCAUUGCAGUCUUUUCAUGGACUGAGAUGAAGCAAACUGGACCGUAGUCUUCAGCUAAAGUUUUUAUCCCACUGUGUGCUUUCCUCACUCUUCUCAGAAUCUUCAAACCCCAUUCCAGGUUCACUGUCUCACACAGAGUUAGAAUAUAACCCUUUGUCCUCUCUUCCUUUCCUUGAAGAUCUAUCAGCUGAAGCAUCGCAUUUAUGCUGUUUACCUGUGAGAAAAGGCUCUAAAAUAUACCAGCAUUACUCUUUCUCUACCUCUGGGGAAGAAUAUUAGUUGGAAAUUGAGAGACAAGUAAAUCAAGGCAUGUGAUCCUAGAGACUUUUUAUUGCUACCCCGACAUAAGGUUUGGAUGCUCUGUAAUCCUGAGCUCUCAUGUCCCAAGAGGUCUGCUAUUACAAGACUUUUCUACAGAACAUUACUCACUGACUAUUACAGAUGAUUAAUCUCUAUUGUCAGAUUAUUGCAGUAUUGGGUUAUCCAGAUUACAUAUUAUCAGGUUGCUAUUAUUAGCUAUAGGUCAUCUGUCCUCUAUGUUAUUGACUCUACUCACAUUCUUUCAGGCUUGAAGACAGUUCAUGAAAUCAGAAGAGGCUGUUGCUCUCAUGAUGCUUGUGAUUAUUACACCCCUGUGUGAGGCAAUGACUGCUUCUUUCUGAGGUGCUCAGCCUUGGCAGCAGAGUAAAAGGAUCAUUAGAUAUUGGCUGCGCUCCUGCUAGAAGUUCAUCAGAUUAUAGUAGCAUUAGACAUGCAUGGACACUCAGGGUAACAGAAUGGAUUUUUUUGACAGUGGAUGAGAACAUUUUUAUUAGGAACACAUGGUUUCUUGUGAUUUAUUCUACUGAUCUAUCAAAAUAAAAAUGUUAGCAAUAUUCUCCAACUGGGGGACAAUUGUGAGCAAUCACAGAAGGAGCUCUCGAUGCCUGGAAGUGAAAUCCCAAAAGGCUCUGCAGUCAUGCUGCUUUAAAAAGUAAGAAAAUCACACAUCUCCCUUCCAGUUUAUUAAACUUUGAACAGCUCUGCUUUGAUUUACAAUGUGAGAACACAGAUAGAGGUAGAUGGUAAAUCCGAUUUAGAAGAUCACAGCAACUGUAAUCUGACAGAGCACUUUCUUGCCUAUUUCUGCCUGAUAUGGAUGGCUUCAAAAUAUUUCAAAGUGCACACCAUCAAGACAGUCUGCUCCCUUCCAGACUGGAGCGCUUCAUCAAAGAAAGGAAACUUCUGGGAAGCGUUUUAGUCUGAAUUAAGAUGAAAAGACUUCCAGGUUCACCCAAAUCAUUUGGAGUCUGGGUGAUGAUAGUGAAUGCCUGAGGAGCCGUGUACACAGUGCUGUAGCACAGGUGCCUGAAAAACUUCAGACACACCGGAUAGAGAAUCUUUAACUUUUGAAAUCUGGUUUUCCUUGUGGCACAAUAGCUAAAUAAAUAAUUUCAAAGUAUACUCAUUGCAACUGAGAUCUUCUAUAGAAGCGGUGUUUUAUACUGCAAGAUAGGUUUGUCAAAUGAUUCCUAGAUAAUUCUAGUUAGGAAAAUGCAGUGGGAAGGAAUCUAUUGAACAAGUUGUGCAAAAGACUGCAGAGAUAAGAAGCCACAUGGAAAUUAUUGCUAAGCCAUGUAAAAUAGCACAACAGUAUUCACUACUUGUUUUCAGACUCCUGCCCAGUUUUCAGUAAACUCCCAGUAGGUAGUCUUUAUAACAGCCAUAAGCAACUGGAUAAUGCAGGCAGGAGAAAGUUCAUGUAAGAAAUACUUUCUGAUACAGCUUGUGAAGAGAAAUCUGCCUUUUAAUAAGUACGUAAGGAUCCCUAUAUGUAAUCUUGGCAAAUAAGGAUGGCAGAGUUUAGGAAAACUCUGUCAUAUACAUAUAAAACAUAUGUGCACUUGAAGUGUGAUCUGGAGCCUCUUUUAUUUUAAUCCAUUUGAGGUUAAGCUUUCUCUUGGGUCUGUGGGAUCUGAUCCCAUGACUCCUAUAUUCCUGAACCUGGAGCAGUCCAGCCUCAGAAGGAAAGUGGAGAUUGUUCCCACAUAAUUUCAAGAUGAGAACUCGAACUUCCAUCAUUCAUCUUCUCAAUGAAAUACUACAACCUCUAGACCAGUUUACCACAGGAAGUGUAGAUUCUUUAUGUAGAUAAGCAUAAUCACUUGAAGCCACAGCUAUUCUAGAAAGAUGCAGAUACCAACAACACUGCUGUUAAAGCAUGUUUGAAACCUGAUUUACAUUUGGCAGCUAAUGCUCCUGAUAUCAACAAAGUUCUGUUUUGUUUUUUUUUUUUUUAGCAUACAGACAAUUGUUUUGACUACUAAACAGUGUUUGUCAGUCUUUCACUGCAUAGCAUAUAGGCUUUGCAUGUUUGUCAACUGCUGAUUAACUAGUACUACAUGCAGUGUUACAAGCUCCAUAAAUGCAGCCAACACCUUCAGUGCGCAUAUUUUCUCCUACUGUGAAAGUUAAAAAAUUUCUUAGUUGGAUACUUCAUGUCUCCCAAAGGAAAGUGUGAAGCUAUCUAUCCCUUUUUCAUGAAGAGAUUCAUUGAAUUUUCACAUAAAGAAGGCUUGUGCUGCACAGAAAACUUCCACUCAACGUCUGUACCUCCAGUCAUUUCAUUCCAGCUGACCUGAUUCCUUGACCAUCUUUUUUCAUUAUGCUUCCUAAUGUUUGUCUUCCUCAAACUAUGAACUUCCCACAGGGACUCAAACUGGUGCGUUGCCUGAGCAACAAGUAAUCUGAAUCAAAUCAAACACUUCAACAUAUCAUGAGCUGUGAACAUUAUCUUCUCACCUCCUUCCUGACAACAGAAACCUCUGAUAUUUUUUCAAAGCACAAAUGUCUAUGUUUUCCUUUGCCUGAAAGUUAUUUAUCAUAGAAAAAAGCUAGAGUAGGUGUAGUAUCUCAAGGUUGUGCAGCACUAUAUAUUUGUGUCUCUGCUGAACCCCAAACCUUCCUUCCCAUUGUCUUU
This is a messenger RNA of Coturnix japonica (Japanese quail), 9653 nucleotides long. RefSeq names its product methyltransferase-like protein 21E. The record is from RefSeq and is a predicted model, not a curated record. Lineage: Eukaryota; Metazoa; Chordata; Aves; Galliformes; Phasianidae.